AUGCUUCGACGUCGCUUCUCUCGAGAAUCCAAAAGCUUAAAUGACCAACGCGACUUUGGAAAACUUGCCCUUGCUUUCUCGCUCAAGUCAGGGUCUACAAAAAAGCUCGGGACAGAACUCACGGUGCUGGAAGAUAUUGGGAGCAGUCUAAUGAGCGAAAGAGGGUACGACAGCGAUGCACGAAACAUCUCGACGCCAACCCGUGCCAAUCACAUGGGAGGUUCACCUGUCGCUCGAGGCUUCCGCAGAAUGGAGCUGAGUGAUCUCGUUGAGAGAAGCCAGGAGCGUGAUGAAUCUGAGCGCUGGGCAACGGACCAGUCGCAAAACAACCUCGAUUCUCACGAUUCACCCUUCGGGAUGCAUUACAUAUCGACUCCCAAAAGCAGCCUGAGAGGUAUCUCCCGCCCGACCCGUGAAAUGGAUAGUCAAUGUCCAGGACUUGGGGAACAUAGCGGGCAGAUGGGGCUUGCAAGACCCUUCCCGAGUUUGACUGCUUCAAGCCAAGAGUCUGGCCUGCCACUUUCAAGAUAUUCUCCAAUUCUUGGUGGACCUGAAGGUGCUGACGAUAUGAACCUCAUGACCCAUUGGGAUCAAUACUUGAAGAGAGGUCAAAAGAACGGCAUGGUAACUUCAGGUUCGGUGCCAGACUUGUCGACAGGCGUCUUGGUCUCCAAAAAGAGACAAAUAACUACUUCUGGCUUGUCUUUAGCAGAUCCCCGAACACUUCAUCUGGGUGACUUCGGAAUAUCUCACCGACUCGCCUCUCAGACCAUGUCUUCAGGGUCCAUGUCGAGUCCUGAUCUUGUCCGCAACAACCGCAAUGGCCCAUUUAUGUCUUCACAGGAGAACCUUCAACCUCGCCAGAGGUCACCGCAGGGCCAGAUGAGGCGCCUGCGCGAUCCAUCAUCGCUCUACUCUCACCAAAGUAGCCAUCCCAGCUCGACAAAUGCAGCCUCGCGGGUCCAUUCUCCUGGAUCACCCACUGAAAAGCCCAUGUACACCAGCCAGGGAAUCAAAGAGCAAGCGCAAGGUGAGGGUCCUGCGGAGAAUAAUGGUUUUGUUUAUGAAAGCAGGUUCCGCGAGUAUUGCGAUACUGUCAACUCACCAUCAAGUUACCAGGGUCAGCCCUGUGGCCCAAAUGACCGAGGUUCCCCGCGCAGAGUCAGUGCAGGCUGGAUGUCAGGAGGCCGGCGACUUGGCUAUGGCUAUAGUCCAGUGCCGGGUGCGGAAGAUACCCAAUACCAGCAAGAAGAUGACUGCGUACAUGCAAACCAAGGGCCGUAUCCUGUCAUCGCCGAUGCGAAUACGAAGAAUGAGUGUGGUGGUCAAUCCCAAGGGUGUCGAAGGGAUCCCCAGGAAACUGUGGAGACAAAUUUUCAAGAACCUAACCCUAUCCCACCUCCUAUGAAUCCAAAGCGUCAUGAAAAUGGACCGGCCACUGUUCCCAGAGCGACAACAUCUCAUCGAUCAACCAUGAACUUUCCAGUGCCUCCUUACUCGCGGGCUUUCAUGGGAAGUCGAACUAACCGAUCCAGUCGAGACUACGAAACAGGUGCAGUUUGGGUUGAUGAAAUCAACAUCCCGGAUCUUCGUGCACCAGAGGUACCUCCAACGACUCAAAUCAAGCACUGCGAAGUUCCACCGAGCUCCCAUUACAGCACUCACCCUAAUCAUGCUUCUGCUAGCCGGUGGUCCCGACUCGGUCAAUCCAUGAACGUGCAACCACGGGCUCGAAAGAAUGGAGAGGGUCUCGAUGGUCACGGAACAGGAAGCAACUGUAAUUCACGCUCAGCAAUUGGACAGUCUGCCGGUAAUCUGGAGGGUCCUGCAAAGGCUCCAAGCGAGCACCAUGCAAGGGAACACCUUGAAUCAAAUCCUCUGGGCACAAGACAUCUCGGCGACGGUGAAGAUCAAGCUGGCCAGGCACACCCAACCAAUUCACGUAGUUCCAGAUGGUUGCUGAGACUUUCCAAGCGCCGAGCGAGCCGCCGUCUCUCAAAUAUACACCACCAAGAAUCAUCCCAAGAAUCGUCCCAGGCAUCCUCGGCUCCUUUCCACGAGUGUGAUUCAAGCAGUGCCAGGCGGACCAGUUCUACAAAGAGCAGCGGCGCAGAAGAUCCAGCGAGCGCGUACCAAGAUUGUCUUCACAUGCCUGGUUCCUUUGAUGGCAGUCGCUGGGCAAACCGGAGCAGUCGAGUGCUGUGGGAUAUGGUAACGACUGAAGACGAUCACUGA
Messenger RNA from Penicillium cinerascens, 2235 nucleotides. RefSeq lists its product as uncharacterized. The record is from RefSeq and is a predicted model, not a curated record. The transcript has a single exon. Bases 1 to 2235 code for a protein of 744 amino acids. NCBI's taxonomy places the organism in Eukaryota, Fungi, Ascomycota, Eurotiomycetes, Eurotiales, Aspergillaceae.